This is a messenger RNA of Drosophila persimilis, 2131 nucleotides long. RefSeq lists its product as uncharacterized. NCBI's taxonomy places the organism in Eukaryota, Metazoa, Arthropoda, Insecta, Diptera, Drosophilidae. Bases 104 to 2131 code for a protein of 675 amino acids. The transcript has 3 exons. Gene Ontology annotation, biological process: regulation of synaptic transmission, glutamatergic; G protein-coupled glutamate receptor signaling pathway. The record is from RefSeq and is a predicted model, not a curated record. Gene Ontology annotation, molecular function: group II metabotropic glutamate receptor activity. Gene Ontology annotation, cellular component: membrane.
GAAACGAAACGAUCGCGAUCGCGAGUGAGAUGUGCCGCAUCUGAAGCGGGCUACGGAUUAAGUGUUGCGGGUUACGGCUUACGGCUUACGGGCAGACGAUUCAAUGGCCAGCAGACGCCGCCUGCAGCUGCUGCUCCUGCUGGUCCUGCUGGUUCUGCAGUUGAUCGGCACCACGCCGGCGUCUCGCAGCCUCAGUGUCAACGGGAACAACAUCUGGCGAAGAGUGCGUCUCGUGACCAGCCAGGAGAGCGAUCGCAAUGCUUACCAGGUGCUCAAGCCGAGCAGCCGCAACUCCACCUCCACCUCCACCUCCAAGAGUACCACCACAAGUCCAAGCACAACUAGCACUAGCACCACAUCCACACCCACAUCGACAGCCAUUCCUCCACACUCACAAAGAUCAGCAAAGCAAUUGGAUCUCAACUUUCCGGGCAGCAACGUCUCGAAUGCCGCCCGCCUGGAAAUGUCCACGGAAUUCUUCGUGGUGCCCACUCUGACGGCCAGCAGCACCACCAGCAGCAGCAGCUCCACCACGUCCACGCCCACGAGGAGUCUGGGAGCCAGAGCCCGAUCCGCCAGCACACCCCGAGACAGCCAGGGGAACAGUAGCGGCCACGGACACAGCCACGGCCACGGCCAUGGCCACGGUACCCCUCCAAGCAUCGUGUCCACGCACCUGCCCUUCGCCGGACUCCGGAAGGAGCCGUGGGUGGUGCCGGUGCUGGUGCUGGCCACUCUCACCAUGCUCAUGAUGGCCGCCUUCGAAAUAUUCGUGCUGUUCAAGGCCUGGCGAACCUCGCCCUCGCGACGUCACCUCUUCCUGGGCCAGAUGCUGCUGCUUGGACUGUUCGCCUGCGCCAGCCUGGGCGCCAUUAUUACCGCCCAGCCCACGCUCCUCAGCUGCGGGGCGAUCCGCUUUGGGGUGGGUGUUGCCUACGCCCUUGUCUUCGCCGCCCUCCUGGUGAAGUGCGUCUUCCUGAUCAGCCUGAACGGGGGAGUAUACCUGCCGGCACCAUACCAGGGCCUGCUGCUGCUCUUCGCACUUCUCAUCCAGGUGGCCAUCGGGGGUCAGUGGCUGCUUACCCAGCCGCCCGAGGUGUACACCACCAGUGUGCCAGUGAUGGGCAGCGGAUUCCUCUCCACAACGGUGGCCUCGCAGACGAAUUACUCGGCGCUGUUCUACCCCACGUCAUACACCACGCUGGACGGAACGCCGGAGAUCUACACGAGAAUUGCGGCGGUCAGUACGGUCCUGAUCCCGCUGUGUAAGACGCAGUUCUCGGAGCUGCUCUUCUCGCUGAUCUACAUCGUGUUCCUCAUCGUGUUCAUCGCCGUGCUGGCCAUCAAGUCGCGCGGAAUACGUGACAACUACCGCGAGGCCACCUACAUUGGCCUGGCCAUCGGCGGCGCCAUUCCCAUCUGGCUGGGCUGGAUGCUGUGCGGCCUGGCCGUGGCGGAGCGGCACAAGGACGCGUGCAUCGCCUUCGGACUGGUGGCCACCUCGGCCACCGUCUUCCUGGUGAUGUUCAUGCCCAAGGGCAGGCAGCUGGCCGCCAUGGGCAAGGAGGGGCUCUACGUCGAGGAUCGGGAGGAGCAGUUCAGCUCUCUAAGUCGCGCUGGGUCCGGCUACUCGCCCUCCUUCUUCCACUUCAAGCCUAUCAAGUACGGGGUGAUGAGCGGCUGUGGGAUUCCCAACUCCGCCUCCAAUACGGGCCAGGGCCUGAGCUCCAAGCACUGUUCCAGUGCCAACAAUGGUGGAGAUCGGGUUGCUUUGGUCACCGCCGCACCGCCGAGCUAUACACGUAUGUAUCACUAUUUUCCAGCACAUUUGAGCCCGCACCCGUUCUGUUAUUAUCCACCCGCACCACCACCACCACUGCCACCGCAACCACCGCCACCACAGCAAGCUGCACCGCCCACGCUCACGCCGUUGACCCUCAAACAGUUGGGCAACUCCCUAACCUCCAUGACACAAGCGGCGCAAUUGGCCAAAACGUUGCGCUAUGCGCCAGGCAUGUUCAUACGACCCGACGAAACGAAUCUGUACACGACGCUGGAGCCGACGUUGAGCACCAAUCCGAAUGUUUACUUCCAACGCAGCGGAGCCGUCCAUCCCGGUAUCCUUUACUAG